UUUUUUUAAUUUGUUAUUUAUACUUGCUAUUUUAUAAUGCACAUUCCCUUCACGAUUGGAAAGAUGAAUGUUCCUCUAGUGGGUCAGAAUCGUUGUCUUUGUAAUUGCAUAUUUGAUGCUGUAGGGGGCAGCAUAUUGCGGAUAUGGAAUUGUGAUAAUUGAUCGCCAGAAGAAGAGCGAAGGUAGAUUUGUUGUGGUUUUAUUAGCAGUGGCUCGCAGAUCAUUCCAGACCUCACCUCAUCCCAUUUCUGGAUUCGUUUUUCUCAAAUCGUAGAGGCAUUUGUCGUUAUUCUUCUCGAUUUGGACUGAUACCCUUCAAUAAUUCAUUUGUCAUCCAUUGCCGCAUUAUCAGUACCAUCUUGUCUUCCCUCCAGUCGUAAGCGGAAAGAGGUGAAACUAUUUCCUUUUAAACUGAGUGUGCAGUGAAAAAAAAAAUCCCACAAUCAGCAUUCAGACUUGUGGCAAGAUGCCGCUGUUUUUUAAGAAGCGAAAGCCAUGUGAGGACUCACAGAAGAGGCUUGAGUACCAGCUGUGUCGGUCCAAGGAGGCUGGAGCUGAUGACAUUCUGGAUAUAUCGUCAUGUGAACUCUCGGAGGUUCCAUCAAGUGCCUUUUCCAUUUGUAAGGUUCUUCAGAAAAAGGUUCUUAUCGUCCAUAACAAUGGGCUGCGGACUCUGCUGACUAAAGGCUGUGACAUCAGCGCUUUAAUGACUUUAAAGGUUUUGGAUCUUCAUGAGAACAAAAUUAUUGCUCUGCCAGAUGACAUUGGGAAAUUGUCGUCACUGCAGAUUUUGAAUCUGGAAAAGAACCGUUUAAAGGUUCUCCCUGACUCAAUUGGUGAAUUACGACUUUUGCAGACACUUAAUCUGAAAGGCAACUGCCUCAAAGAGCUGCCAAGCUCAAUGAGCACUUUGAGCAGCUUGCGCACACUCGAUGUGAGUGAAAACUACAUCACAGAAUUGCCCAAAUCCAUGGCCUACAUCCGGACAUUGGAGAGCUUUUCAUUGGAUGCUGCAGCGAUGUCUUUCCCUCCUGCUACUGUGUGUUUGGAGGGAACAGAGAGUAUCCAGCGCUACCUGUGUGCAGAGGUGGGAGAAGAAUACUGCCCCCCGUCUCAGUAUCUUCUGCCAGUGCUGGAGGAUUCUGGCAAACAGGUGUUGGACUCUGUGGAUGGACUUGAGGAAGCAUGGCAGAAUAGAUUCAGUGACUAUGAGAAGAGAAAGGAGCAAAAGCAGCAGGAGAAACUUGCAUUUGAGCGACAUUUGGAGGAAAAACAGAAAGAGCAAACAAACCUUGUGCUCAUGAACACUUCCCGCAAGGAAACUAUCCUCAACUCAGUCCGACAGGAGCAGGAACGUAUGGAGCAGGGUGUCAGCCAGCAGCAGCGGGCGCAGGAGGCUGAGAGGUUACUGGUGUUAGACAAGGUCAGACAAGCUGAAGAUGACAUCAGCAGUCGCAUCAGCAACAUGCUAAUAGGUAACAACAGGCAGAAAAAGAGUGCCGAGUUUCUGCAGUCAAUGGAGGAGGACCGGAUCCGUAUGGAGCAUCUGACUGCCAUCACGCAGGAAGAAGCUAAUUCACUGAGGAAGAGAGAAGUGGCUGCUGCCAUGCAGAAGAUGCUGUCUGACAGCACUGCUGUGAGUUACCUCCAGGAGGCCAGUGAUCACCGCCGAAGGAAUCUUGUCUCUGAAACCUAUAGAAGUAUGGAGAAUCUGGACAGGAAGUUUGAUAAGAUGCUGUCUCUUCAAGUUUUGGACAAAUCUAAAGCCAUCGCCCACAUUCUACAAGAGGAGGAGAUGCAGAAAGCAGCGUUUCAAGCUCUGCAGCUGCAGAAAGAUGCCGUCCAUGGUUACAUCCGCAACCAGAUCAAGCUCAUUGAGGGUGAAUUAAUGCAGCUGACAAAACUGGAGGUUAAAAGACGAAAUCUGGACGCUGAGAACCUGCAGGAGGUUCUGGUUGAGCAACGCACUGCUCUUGGUGACUUAUUACAGCAGCUCAUCAAGCAGAAACACCAGAGAGAGCAGGAGCUGCAGCAUGUUCUGCUGGAAAUGGAGAAGAAAUCUGAAUCCAAUCAGCAGAACUAUUGGAUGAUCCAGUACCAAAGACUGCUGGAUGCCAAGCCACUUUCAUUGCGCAUGCAGGAAUCUGGUGUGGAGAAAGAGCUUGUCAAUCUUUUAUGUAAACUGUCUGCGCAACAUUAUCUACCAGUGUUGGCUCACCACAGAGUGACGGUUGAGGCGCUUCGCCACAUGAACUCCUCUGAUCUCAAAAAGCUUGGUGUAAAUGAAAUUGGCAUCCAGAAAGCUUUGUUGAACUGGGCCCGUGAAUACCAGCCUGAAGCUGGAACUUCUAAGGGUUUUGACAAAGUUGAAGAAACAGAAGUGCUGCCGAGAGUUCCAUCAACCCCUCGUUCUUCCACCUCUCAGAGUCCCCCUCUGACCCCUGGAACUCCAGUCACACCCUCUGCUCCCAGCCCAGUGGAGGGACCUGGGGGCUCCGAGUGUGUGGUGUGCAUGGAGCAAGGGUCUCAGGUGAUUUUUCUGCCCUGUGGUCAUGUUUGCUGCUGUCAAGUCUGCAGCGAUGCGCUUGAAAACUGCCCUCUGUGCCGAGGCUGCAUAUCCCAGCGCGUGCGUCUCUACCAAAGCUAAAGGCAACCACCAGAUGUGUGUGAUCUCUUCCCCUUCACCGGUGCAUGGUUUAAUGCUGCUCGCUUUUGCAGGGUAAAACAGCUGCAACACCUGAGUACUUUAAUUGGCAUAUUUUAUUUGUUUUUUCUUUCCACUAGUAAUUAAGCCUACUGUGUUUUGUCUUCUUUUUUUAAAUAGAUAUAUUCAAAAAGUACAUUACUAAUUGUACUGUUUAACGCAGAUUGUGUUCUCUAUCUUUUAAAAUGUAUGUAUGUGCCUUCCUCUGGCAAUGACUGCUCUGACGCUGUUCCAUUUGCAUCUGUAUCACACAACCCUGCAAGUUAUGUUACAUUAUUCUAUUAUUUAAUCGUUAAAUAAUUUACUCACGUUCUUUUGAGGCCAUGUUGUUUCAUUUAUGUUUGCUAUCAAGCAUUUCCUUGAUGUUAGAGACCACACAAAAUAGCCAUAAUGCUGGAAUAUAUGUGCAUGCCAUGUGGCCUCAUGAUUGUAGCAUCAAUACACAUAACCCAAACCCCUUGAGCUAACGUCAUUAAGUAGAGCUUGACUGGAAGUCUCUAACAAAACUUAACGUAGUAAGGAAACUCCCUAAACAUUAUCAUGUUGCGUGUCGGGAGAUUAGCAAUGUGCAUUUUUUUAUAGACAAUCACAUGAAAACCAGACAACACUCAAUGUGAAAAAAAUUUGUGUUGUUGUUCUCAUCCAUUUCACUUGAUAAUCUAGGGUUUGGUCUGAAAACAAAUCAGACUUUAUAAAAAUGGAAUGCCAUAGCUGAAAGUUUGCGCUGACUGUUCAAGUAAUCACUUUGCUGAGCUGAGCGCUAGGAUCAUCAAUUAACUUGCUUAAGUUGUCUUGUCAUGUGGAACUAAACCAAAUACUGUUAAUACAUUGACACUGACUGUGCGCAGCCAUCACAAGCGUUAGUAUAUUCAAGUGCUCUUAACUCUCCAUGUUAGCAUGUUUCAAGAAAUCCACUUAUUAAAUGUAAGUCUGUUGUGUGUAAACAUAUAUAAAUGUCAACAGUCAUUGUCGUGCAAAAUGUGUGUUUUUAUGUCUGUUUUUUGAUGCCUCAUCAUGUGCAAUAUACCCUGAUGAUAAAGACAUGUUAAAAUGUUUCACUGUGUCUCAUUAAAAAAAGGGAACCAGAAGAUUAUUUUGUGACGGAGAACAGUGUUGAAAUCUCUCAAGUUUUCAUAAAUUAUUGUCAUCACAGUGUUGCGUAAUUCAUUCAAAUUAGAAACAAGACUAAGUGGGCCGAGAA
Messenger RNA from Synchiropus splendidus (mandarinfish), 3905 nucleotides. It is a transcript of the gene lrsam1, whose product is annotated as leucine rich repeat and sterile alpha motif containing 1. Gene Ontology annotation, molecular function: protein binding. The coding region runs from base 467 to 2647 and encodes 726 amino acids. The record is from RefSeq and is a predicted model, not a curated record. The transcript is spliced from 25 exons. NCBI's taxonomy places the organism in Eukaryota, Metazoa, Chordata, Actinopteri, Syngnathiformes, Callionymidae.